Molecule: messenger RNA, 1608 nt
Organism: Postia placenta MAD-698-R-SB12
Lineage: Eukaryota; Fungi; Basidiomycota; Agaricomycetes; Polyporales; Adustoporiaceae
Exons: 10
Coding region: 1-1608 (535 amino acids)
Source: RefSeq, a predicted model, not a curated record
AUGACGCGGGGCCAGGAGCCAGAGGCAGGGUUAUACUAUCCUGACCUUUAUAUCGGAGCUCAAAGAUGGGAGAAGACAUUCACCGGCUUCGAUUGGCCAGAUGAGGAUGUUGACGACGACUUCAACAAGGAAGCGCUCGAGGAGAACGAGAUCUCCAGUCUAAGUGAACCUCUCUGUGGGGAGUUGCUGCAGAUCGUGGGGACCCGCUGCCGCGCGGUUAUAUCUGGCGCCCGAACCUGUGAUGCCGGAGUUGUGGUAGAAGAAGCCGAGACCUACAAUGCUGCAGAGCUGUCUACCCUCCGUAAUAUCUCUGGUCCCGCGUCGAAACACCAGCAGUUUGCACCACAUCAAGGCUCCACCACAGAUCUGCAUCGCGAAACCGUGGGAUCUACUGAGCUCGAGAACGGCGGAAGACAGAAGUGCAUUGUUCGGAAGAUCCGGAGGCUCACCUUCGCAAGGACAAUGCGAACAUGCCCGGUGUUCGACGUAUCUAUAGCUGGACCAGAGGCAUCGCAGAAGUCAUAUAUAAGCGGUUCCUUUCUUGCUCUUCAGACCAUCUUCGCACUCAGCAGCGACUUACAGCUCCAUAGACCAACCAAUUUCUACCCCACCCACUACAUCGCCUCUGUUCCCUCCGCAAUGGCCUCCGACCCGUUCUUGGAAUUCUGCGACAAGCUCGAGGAAAUGGCGUCCACGAGUACCGACCGGUGGUCAUUCUCCUCGCCAACGCUAGUGGAGGUCGCAAAGGUCGACGAGCCUCUAAACGCAAAGGACUCGCCUGUUGUCCCUGAUUUCCAAGCCAUCAUUCAGGAGAACGAUUGGGACCUUCCACCUCUUAACUUGCAAGAGCUUCUAGACGUUCCCAGCUUCGAAAGCGGGAUUUCAGGGGUCGGUUCUACGGGGACCCCAUCCAGAUCCCCGGCGAGCAGCUCUCACAUUGUAGAGCCCAUAUACCAGUCCACGUCAUUCAUCGAAUACCCAUGGCCAACGUAUCCCGCCGCCGCACCCUACUUCAGCGUGCCUGACGUUUACCAGCGCCCCUACAUCGAGGGGGCAAUUGCUCCUAGCAUGCCGAUGUAUUGGUAUCCGAUGGGAUUCAACCACGGUCUCGCCAUUCACGGGCCCCACGUUGCGCCUUACGGCGUAACCAACGCACCCAUGUCUGGCCUACCGUACGUAGGGCAGACCACAGAUUACAUUGAUUACACCAACAACGGCUACGGCUACACCGCUACCCCCGCUCCGGACACACGUCAUCCUCGUUCCAAGAAGGCCCGCACCAGGUUCCGGCAACCCCACGUCGUCAGGAAGCCGAGGACUUGGACGCCCGUUGCACGGAAUUAUCAGUGCAGCGACUGCCAUGCAUGGUUCUCGCGCAGCGGUGUGCGCGACCGCCACAUGACAACAGGCUGCACCAAGGGCAAGCAGCAGGAGUGGCAAUGCCCGAUCUGUCUCAAAAUGUACUCACGCACCGACUCGCGCGGGAGGCAUUGUCACAGCCAGCACGGAAUGUCGUACACGGAUGCAGUAGAGUGGGCCAAAGAAAGGCUGUCGGAGAGGGACGCGGGUGAGAACGAAGGCUCACCUGCACCGGCCGAUGACCACUAG